Molecule: messenger RNA, 1264 nt
Organism: Lepisosteus oculatus (spotted gar)
Lineage: Eukaryota; Metazoa; Chordata; Actinopteri; Semionotiformes; Lepisosteidae
Gene: lin7c
Product: lin-7 homolog C (C. elegans)
Biological process (GO): neurotransmitter secretion; protein localization to basolateral plasma membrane; maintenance of epithelial cell apical/basal polarity
Cellular component (GO): cell-cell junction; MPP7-DLG1-LIN7 complex; basolateral plasma membrane
Molecular function (GO): L27 domain binding
Source: RefSeq, a predicted model, not a curated record
CCAAGGCUGUGCCGGGAUUGGGCACUCGCUGGAGUAGUACUGGCUUGACGGACUUCAGGCACAAAAUGGCUGCGAUUGGGGAACCUGUCAGGCUGGAGAGAGACAUCUCCCGGGCCAUCGAGCUCCUGGAUAAACUGCAGCGGACCGGAGAGGUGCCGCCCCAGAAGCUGCAGGCCCUGCAGAGGGUGCUGCAGAGCGAGUUCUGCAACGCUGUGAGAGAGGUGUACGAACACGUGUACGAAACGGUGGACAUCAACAGCAGCCCCGAGGUCCGAGCCAACGCAACAGCCAAGGCGACGGUAGCUGCUUUCGCCGCCAGCGAAGGCCAUUCCCACCCCCGGGUGGUGGAGCUGCCGAAGACGGAGGAGGGGCUGGGCUUCAACAUCAUGGGGGGCAAGGAGCAGAACUCCCCCAUCUACAUCUCCCGGAUCAUCCCGGGCGGAAUUGCAGACCGGCAAGGGGGGCUGAAGAGGGGGGACCAGCUGUUGUCCGUCAACGGGGUGAGCGUGGAGGGGGAGCACCACGAGAAGGCGGUGGAGCUGCUGAAGGCGGCACAGGGCGCGGUCAAGCUGGUGGUGCGCUACACUCCCAAGGUGCUGGAAGAGAUGGAGUCCCGCUUCGAGAAGAUGAGAUCGGCGAAGCGCCGGCAGCAGAACAGCUUCUCCCAGUAGCGGGGCUGAGCCCCCGGAAUCGUCUCUUUCCUGUCCCCUCCGCCUGUCUCCUCUCUCUAAUUCCCCUGCCCUGUCUCUCGAUCCCUCCCCGUGUGUCCCUCGUCCACUCCCUCACCACUCCGGCUCUUCUUCCCUGAUCGUCCCCAUGUACCAGCCCUUGGCCUGCUCACUGAGCUUGUGCAAAAAUCUCACGUCCUUUAAAGGAGCGUUUCAGAUGAUGUGAACUCGGUUUAUUCUGUCACGUGCACGUUAGGGAUGUAAGAUAGGAAUUUUAGGACUUUCACUACUUGGGGGUCACGGGAGGGCUUUUGAUAUGAAUGUUGGCCACAGUGGCAGUUUUCUUCAAACAAAAAACAAUGUAAGAUUUCUUCAGGGAAAGGGUGGAGGAGUGUGUUAGAGUUCUGGACUCAUAACUGGAACGCUCAAGCUCUGAGCUGUGCUCUGUUGUCGUCAAACUGGCCGGCUACACGAGUACACACAGAUGUAAAUAACAUUUCCGAUUAAAAAAAAAUGUCAGCCUAAUGAAUUUAGAAUGUAAAAAAAAAAACAAUUGAAAAGUUAAGAACUGGUAAUGGACUAGGCUUACCCCUUUA